Molecule: messenger RNA, 765 nt
Organism: Struthio camelus australis
Lineage: Eukaryota; Metazoa; Chordata; Aves; Struthioniformes; Struthionidae
Source: RefSeq, a predicted model, not a curated record
AUGCCUUUCCUUAUCUUCCGACUAGUAAAAGCUUCCUUUUUUAAGAUCGCUUUAACGUGCGCGGGCGGCCCAGCAGUCCGGCUCCGCAACGCCGACAGGCCCGCGGCCCGCUUCAGCACUGCCGCAAGGCAGCGAUGGGUUCGGGCUGCAUCGCAGCUCCCAAGCAUUGGUAGAAAAUACCAAGCUAUUGGACUGCUGAGUGGAGAGCAGGGUAUUCUGGAAAUAACUGCUGUUGAUGUUGGAAUUGUUGCCAUCAAGGGCUUGUUCUCAGGCAGAUACCUGGCCAUGAACAAAAGGGGCAGACUUUAUGCAUCAGAAAAUUAUAAUGCAGAAUGUGAGUUCGUGGAAAGGAUCCAUGAGUUGGGUUAUAACACUUAUGCAUCCCGUUUGUACCGGACUGUGCCCAACGGAGCCAACACCAAACGCAAAGCCAGCGCGGAGAAACUCUGGUACGUCUCAGUCAAUGGGAAAGGACGACCCAGGUGGGGUUUUAAAACUCGCAGGACACAGAAGUCAUCUCUCUUUCUGCCCAGAGUAUUGGAUAACAAAGACCAUGAAAUGGUCCGACUUUUCCACACAAACGUGAAAUACCGAGAGGGUCUCCUGAAGCCUCCGAGCAAGAACCAGAGAAGAAGGAGAGGGCAUUAGGGGCAAUGAGGGAGCCGAUAUGGGGACCAGAAGUGAGUGAGGGUCUUCAGAGUACUUCUAAGAAAGACUAACAGUUGUGGUUGCCUGACAGGCAUAAACAUGGACUUUUUUUUAAUA